This is a messenger RNA of Folsomia candida, 1236 nucleotides long. RefSeq lists its product as uncharacterized. The record is from RefSeq and is a predicted model, not a curated record. NCBI's taxonomy places the organism in Eukaryota, Metazoa, Arthropoda, Collembola, Entomobryomorpha, Isotomidae. The coding region runs from base 168 to 662 and encodes 164 amino acids. The transcript has 6 exons.
CCUUGGCAUAACUUUCCUCUUGUUGUAAUGGGAAGAGUGAUUGUGGUAACGUUUGGAUAACUGGUGAUAGUAUUUCGACUGAGGGUGAUGAACAUUCGGCAACAAAAGUUUGUCCAACUGGGGAUUGAGCAUUUUUCUGCCGACCAUUUAAGUUUAAAUCCACUAUCAUGCCCGUGAUAAUUAUUGACGAGGGGCCUGGAAGUGCUGCAUCGCCACCGUACAACAUUGAUGCUUCAGGUUAUCAACAGCAACGUGUCGUGGAUCUGUCACAUUUCACAACGCCACAAGGAUGGGCGAAAUUGGCCCAAAUUGUUUUGGGUAUCUUUGUUCUGUGCAGUGGACCUCCCUUCUGGCUGAGCGUGGUGGGUUGGUUGGCCUUGUGGGGUACAGUCCCUUGGUGCUGGAUCUACUUUUUUACGAUCAACAAACGCUAUGCGGUGAAUCCUCCCUGGAUUGUACUUGAAUUUUACUACACUGCCGGCGUGCUGGUUGCGUACGCCGUCAUGACGCUGAUCACCUUCAUUACAAUUGUCUAUGUUUUCUCUGCCAUUUGUGGACUCUUCGCUACAGCAGCAUAUGCCGUGGGAGCUUACUUCCUCUUCAUUGAAUGGAAAGCUUGGCGUGCAAAUCCAGUCAACUCGGCUACUUCCGUUCCAAAAUGAAACUCCACCCACUAAUCUUUUUUUAAGAAACCGUGACAAAAAUAUGGAAACGAAAAGUACUUAGAUAUUACACUGGAGGAUAAUAUACAAAUAUAUAUAUAUCGAUAACUCAACAAAAAGACUUACACAAAAGUAACCAACCAUACAACUAAGUAAAAUCAAUCAUAAUUUCUAUCGGAAUCUCAUAAUGCUAUACUACAAAUGAUCCCACUCCUGUAAUCAUUAAAAAUCCCCCUAUUGAUCCAUCCAUUCACAAGGUAUUACACAAUAACAAAUGAACUAUUCCAUGCGUCUUUCAGGGUCAAUGUUAAAAUUUAUGCGGAUUUUAAUGAGGAAUACAUUUAUUCUUCAAGGGAAUGUGCAUAUGUAUUGUACAGAUAUUACUGUUUGGAUUAAAUGUUGUACGCAUGUAAAAGUUUAAUGAAAAAGAUGAUACAUAUAUAAUAAUGCGAAUGUAAUACGUUUGGUACUUUGUUUUUUAUUGUUACUAAUCAUUAGGUAAUACAGUUUAAAUAUUUAUUGGUUGUUGAUACGUGGUAGUGAAAAAAAACGAAAAUAAAUAAUGUUCACUUAA